AUAAUUCCCAUCCUUCAUUAUCUACCCCACAAAAUGUGUGCUCCCCUUCCCAAAUAGCGGUAGGUAUCCGAUCAUUCGAGUGCAACUAUAUUUUGCGAGAACGGCGGAUGCAAUUGGCUCGGUUGAGUGGGCGUUUGGUUUCAUCCAACUGUAACCUGUAGAGGCUGUAGCCAAGAAAUCCCCUUCUUUCGCCCUUCGCCCUGCCCGGGGCCACGGCGGCGAGGGAAGAGGAAGACAAGCACGCCUCUUCCGUCGCCUCUCCCUUCCGCCUCCGCGCUCCGCGGCCUGCUCGCGACCCUUCGAGAGCUGUCCUCCGACCAAGGGUACCUCCGUGCCUCCUUCCGCCGGAGGCGGGCACUCCACCUGCCCAGCGGACAGUCGAAGGGACCCCUCCUGCCGUCCUCGGCCGCGGGGAGGGGACUCCUCCGAGUUUUGGGUCGGUUUCUUCUGCACUUGUUGAACUUCGAUUUAGACAAUGGAUCUGGAGACAGAGAAUCAUCUUGCUUCUUUACUACUUGAAGAGGCGCGGAGAUUACAGUUAGAGGCUGACAGGGAAGGUGUUCAUGCAUAUCUUCGAAAGCCUAAUGUAAGGCAUCGUCCAAACUCUCGGUUCCUCACGGCUACAGUUCGUGGAGUUCAGCAAGCAAACCGUGUUGUGGAGGUCAAUGAAAUGUGGCGUGCCAGGGAAAAAGAACUUGAGUUGGAGUCAAAGAUGAAUAGCAGAAGUAGCAAGAGUAAAGAUCUUGAUGACGCGAAAGGUCAGAAGCGUAAAAGUGACUCAAGAAACCAUAGCUCCAGCUCAAGGCUUGAAAAAGAAGGGAUCACUUAUAGUAAUUCCUACUCAGACCAGGAGGAUGGUCUGGGGGAUGAUGAAAUUGAAAGAUUUCUUCAUUCAAGGGUGAAGCGAGGACGUGGGGCUGUUGGCUCUAGGAUGGACGAGCCCGGUCCAUACCUUGAUUUGUUAUCCCAUCAUAAAGACAAGCCUAGUCCUGACAUACGUGUGGAAGAAAAGUGGGAACGCCGAGUGCAAGGCCCAGAUAAGCCUUCAUUUUUGAGAUCCAAGUCUCCUGAUGAUUAUUGGCAUAAGGAAGCAUUGGAUGGAAGGCCAUCAAGCUCUCAACCACAGAGUAAGAAAGAAAAGAAAAGGAAAUCAGAGAAAAAAGAUAGAGAUAAAAAUAAGGAAAAGUACAAGAAGAAAUCCAAACAUCGCAAUCUUCACCACCUCAAAAGCCAAAGAAGGGAGUGAUGUGCAUGUUUGCUAAACAGGAAAUUGUACAAAAUUGUUCUGCCCUUAAAGAGGCAGCUAGUUGGUUGUUGCUGUAACUUGAAAUUUGUUUGUAUGGAAAAUCAACAGUGCAGAAUGGACUACGGUUUCGUAAAGAGUUCUGUUGCAUAGUCGUGGUAUUGAAGUCUAACCCUUUUAUCCCAA
Molecule: messenger RNA, 1429 nt
Organism: Panicum virgatum (switchgrass)
Lineage: Eukaryota; Viridiplantae; Streptophyta; Magnoliopsida; Poales; Poaceae
Exons: 4
Coding region: 476-1246 (256 amino acids)
Source: RefSeq, a predicted model, not a curated record